Molecule: messenger RNA, 1535 nt
Organism: Cavia porcellus (domestic guinea pig)
Lineage: Eukaryota; Metazoa; Chordata; Mammalia; Rodentia; Caviidae
Gene: Pskh2
Product: protein serine kinase H2
Exons: 3
Coding region: 1-1134 (377 amino acids)
Biological process (GO): protein phosphorylation
Molecular function (GO): ATP binding; protein tyrosine kinase activity
Source: RefSeq, a predicted model, not a curated record
AUGGGCUGCAGCGGCAGCAGGAAGGUGGUCCCUGAGCCUCCCGAACCGCCUGCGCUUGGCCAAGGCCAGGCGGGUCCCGGACCCGAGGCAGCAGCGCAGGCGGCCAGGAGCAUGCAGGUGGCUCACUUCCGAGCCAGGUUCCACGCGCGCGUCCUCGCCAGAUAUGACAUCAAGGCUCUCAUCGGGACAGGCAGUUUCAGCAAGGUUGUCAGGGUGGAACAGAAGACCACCAAGAAACCAUUUGCAAUAAAAGUGAUGGAAACGAGACAGAGAGAAGGCCGAGAAGCUUGCGAGGCUGAGCUCCGUGUCCUCAGGCGGGUUAGCCACCCUUAUAUUGUGCAGCUCAUGGAGAUCUUUGAGGCCCAGGACCGAGUUUACCUGGUGAUGGAGCUGGCGACCGGUGGGGAGCUCCUAGAGAGACUCAUUGCUCAGGGAACCUUUACGGAGCGGGAUGCUGUCAGAAUCCUUGGCAUGGUUGCUGAAGGGAUUAGGUAUUUGCAUACUCUGCGAAUCACACACAGGGACCUAAGGCCUGAAAAUCUCUUAUACUAUCAUCCAGGCGCUGAGUCUAAAAUUUUAAUCACAGAUUUUGGGUUUGCCCACUCUGGGAACAAAAGUGGUGACUGGAUGAUAAGAACGCUGUGUGGGACCCCAGAGUACAUGGCUCCUGAAAUUUUGCUAAGGAAACCUUAUACCAGUGCUGUGGACAUGUGGGCUCUGGGUGUAAUCACCUAUGUUUUACUUAGUGGAUCUCUGCCUUUUGAUGAUGAAAGCCAUACAGAGCUUUACAGGAAGAUUCUGAAAGGCAAAUAUACUUACACAGGCGAGCCUUGGCCAAGUAUUUCCCACUUGGCGAAGGACUUUAUAGACAGACUGCUGAUUCUGGAGGCUAGUCAUCGAAUGUCAGCUGGUCAGGCCCUGGAUCAUCCCUGGGUGAUCUCCAUGGCUGCAGGAGCUUCAAUGAAGAAUCUCCAGAGAGUCAUUUCCAGGAACCUCAAGCGAAGGGUGUCUCUCCACUCUCACAGUCCUGGAUCUGCUCAGUCUUCUAAGUCGUGUUAUUCUCACAAGUCAAAACACAUGUGGAGCAAAAGAAGCUUAAAGACAGCAGAGACUUCUCAGUCUGCACUUUUGUAAGCAGACGGCUUCUAGAAUUAUUUUAUCCAAUUGUAAGCCUGAUCUACCAACCUUACUAACAGCAUUGGGUCAAGAGGGACAGUUUCAUCAUGAUCAGGGCAGCCUAAUCGCCGAGGCCUUGGGAGCAUGUCUGCUUCUGAAUAAAUAGUGUUGACAUUUACCUUUUUGUUGGUUGUGUUUAGUCACGGGCCUUGAACUCAGGGCCUCAUGCAUGCUAAAGGAGCAUCUAGUACUGAGCUACCCCUUAGCCCUUUCUGUUUUAUUUUUGAGACAGAAUUGCAACCCAGGCUGGCCUCAAAUUUGUAGUCUUUGUACCUCAGCCUUCUUGUAUCUGGGAUUACAUGCAUGCAUCACUGUGUCUGGAUUUAUUUUUAACAUGUUUUGGCCUUUUGUUUUUCCUG